Molecule: messenger RNA, 2137 nt
Organism: Prosopis cineraria
Lineage: Eukaryota; Viridiplantae; Streptophyta; Magnoliopsida; Fabales; Fabaceae
Product: protein NRT1/ PTR FAMILY 5.6-like
Exons: 4
Coding region: 236-1993 (585 amino acids)
Biological process (GO): transmembrane transport
Cellular component (GO): membrane
Molecular function (GO): transmembrane transporter activity
Source: RefSeq, a predicted model, not a curated record
GUGUACCCACUGGCUUAAGGUUCUCUAGUCUCUUGAUCAAAGAUAACGGAGAAUCCACAGAAGCAAAAGUAAUGAUCCCUUGAGACCAUGAUUAACGCAUAGUCUUUCAGAUCAAGUGCAACUGAAGAGGCUGGCUAUAGUUAUCACUUAUCAGUGUCACCUAAUCUUGUCCUCUUCUUUAUAACAUGACCUUCCAUUAAGGUUCUUUCUAGCCCUGCACCUUCCGCCAUCGAAGAUGGAGCAAGAAAUGGACCGAACAAAGAGAAGCACCAGAGAAGAAACUGAUCCAGAGAAAUGGGUGCUCGAUGCUUCUGUGGAUCACAGAGGCAGAUUUCCUCUUCGCGCUUCCACUGGCGUCUGGAAAGCCACCCCCUUCGUUCUCACCAUUGAAUUUAGCGAGAGAGUAAGCUUCUUCGGAAUAGCAACGAAUCUCAUCACAUACCUUACCAAAGUGAUUCACCAAGACCUCAAUACAGCAGCAAAGAAUGUGAAUUACUGGGCAGGAACAACGACCCUGAUGCCUCUAAUUGGAGGAUUUGUCGCUGAUGCCUACACUGGCCGGUUCUAUAUGGUUCUCUUUUCGUCCCUCGUAUACCUUAUGGGGUUAAGUCUCUUGACUAUGUCUCAGUUCGUCCCAAGUCUAAUGCCAUGCAACAACAAUACAAAGGUAUGUGGUAAGCCUAGGAAGGCUCAUGAAGUGGUUUUCUUCCUUGCACUGUACUGUAUUUCCUUGGGUACAGGAGGAUACAAGCCUUGCUUAGAGAGCUUUGGGGCUGAUCAAUUUGAUGAUGAUCACUCGGAAGAGAGGAAGAAGAAGAUGUCUUACUUCAAUUGGUGGAACUUCGCCCUGUGCUUCGCGUUGUUGCUUGGGGUUACUGUGGUUGUUUACAUUCAAGACUAUGUGGGCUGGGGACUAGCGUGUCUUUGCCUCACAAUUCUUAUGGCUUUAACCAUCAUAGCUUUCUAUGUUGGAAGGCCAUUUUACAGAUUCAGGAGCCCAGAAGGAAACACUUUGACACCAAUUUUGCAGGUCAUAGUUGCAGCUAUAAGGAAAAGGAACUUGCCCGGUCCUUCAAAUCCUUCUGUGUUUUAUGAAGUCCCCAAGUCCCAGGGAAGGCUUCUAAGCCAUACCAACAGGCUCAGGUGUCUGGACAAGGCUGCAAUAAUCGAAGACAAGAAUGAGGAGCAGAAAGACAUCAAUCCUUGGAGACUGACAACGUUAACGAGGGUGGAGGAGACAAAGCUUAUUCUUAAUAUGAUUCCCAUAUGGUUAACUUCAUUAACAAACGGAAUAUGCAUAGCACAGAGCACAACCCUCUUCGUGAAGCAAGCAGACGCCAUGAAACUGAACAUAACUCACAGUUUCAAGAUCCCACCAGCCUCCCUAGCCGCAGCAGGGGCUCUGGGAACCUUAAUAUCUGUCCCCAUAUACGACAGAAUCAUUGUACCAUUUUUGAGGAAAGUCAAGAAAAACGAAAGAGGCAUCAGCAUCUUACAGAGGAUCGGCAUUGGCUUGGCGUUCUCAGUUCUGGUCAUGGUAGUGGCAGCCUUAGUGGAAACAAAGAGACUAGGAACGGUCAUGUCUGGGAGUGAAAAGAUGAGUGUUUUCUGGUUGGUGCCUCAGUACUUGUUACUAGGUAUUGGGGAUUCAUUUUCUCUUGUGGGUUUGCAAGAGUACUUCUACGACCAGGUUCCUGACUCGAUGAGAAGCUUAGGGAUAGGUUUGUUUCUGAGCGUGAUUGGGGCGGGAAGCUUCUUGAGCAGCUUCUUGAUUAUAAUUGUGGAUCAUGUGACAGGGAAAAAUGGAAAGAGUUGGAUCGGGAAGGAUAUAAAUGUGAGUCGUUUGGACAGGUUUUACUGGCUUUUGACUGUGUUGGGUGCUUUGAAUUUUUGUGUCUUUGUGUUGUUGGCAAGAAGAUACACUUAUAAGGCAGUGCAGAGGAGGAUAAUUGUAACCGACGAUGGCGUUGAAGACAAAGCCACUAGGGUUUAGUUUAGCUUACCGCUACAUUUUCUCUGCUGAACCUGAUGUUGGACAUGUAAUUGUACCAGGGAAAACUAAUCAUUGAGUAGUCCCUGUUAUCUUAAUUAACAAUUUAAUCGGUUGAGUGCAAUUUAUUCCUUCAGAUUUUAAUAA